Molecule: messenger RNA, 1021 nt
Organism: Stylophora pistillata
Lineage: Eukaryota; Metazoa; Cnidaria; Anthozoa; Scleractinia; Pocilloporidae
Product: myosin regulatory light polypeptide 9
Molecular function (GO): calcium ion binding
Source: RefSeq, a predicted model, not a curated record
AAACACAAAGAUAACCAACACAGGCGGGUCUUGAAUUCAUUUCUAUCUCCCUUCGCCACCAAAAGGUGUAUCUGGCCUUCAACUGCCGAGAAAAGAAAUUCCUCUCCUCUAAAGGGCUGAUUCAUAAUACAAUCACAAUGUCUUCGAGAGCCGCCAAAUCGAAAAAGGGUGCGUCUAAAAAGAAAGUGCAGCGUGCGACAUCCAAUGUUUUCGCAAUGUUCGACCAAACGCAGAUUCACGAGUUCAAAGAGGCAUUCAACGUGAUUGAUCAGGACAGAGAUGGAAUCAUCAGCGCCAAAGACCUGACGGAUAUGUUUAAUUCCCUGGGAAGGCCUCAAAAGGAAGACUACAUCGAAGACAUGCUAGGCGAAGCUACGGGGGCCGUCAAUUUUACGAUGUUCAUGACGCUGUUCUCGGAGAACAUGCAUGGGACCGAUCCGGAAGACAUGAUCAAGAGUGCGUUUACUACCUUUGAUCCAAAUGGCAGUGGAAUCAUUAAUGAGGACAGGAUGCGACCACUGUUAAUGAAACUUGGGGACAGGUUUACAGAAGAAGAAUGCGAUGAAAUGUUUACUCAUGCAAAUGUUGAUGACGACGGGAAUUUGAAUUACAACGAAUUCACCAAGAUUAUAAAACAUGGUGAAAAAGACGAUUAGGUGUGUAACUGAGGACUUUCUGAUCGAGAAAAGUCUAAGUAAUCAUUUGUCUUACAUUUCUGUUAGUUCUGAUGAGGCUCACACGGAAAUAAGGUUUAAAAUUUUUCUUUGUUUUCUUUUUUUUCUUUUCAUUUCUUAAGAAUAUCAGAAAUCAUUUAAUGUUCAGCCAAGAGUGAUUGAAGAUUAGGAUGUCUUUUUUAAAUAAGGCUAAUAAAAUGAUGAGAUGAUGAAAUGCAAAAACUUUUGUUGCGGAAUAAAGAUUGUCUGAGUUGCUUUGACCAAAAUUGUGUAAAAAGUUAACACACUAGCUGAACUGUUGAAUCUAUGGGCCAGAUAACUGGAAAUAAAUGCCUGCAUGAGAGUCA